UCGGCUGCUGAGCGGGGGCCAAUGAAUUGCCACAGGACAGACACGUCCUUAUGAAAAAGAUUCGCCCGUACCAAAAUGUGAGCUCUCGCAGCCGUCAUGUCUAAGUCAGCGCGGAAUUUCCGCGCCCCUCGCCCCGAGAAGCGCUCCGGGGUGGCCGGGGCACCAUGGGUGGUCAUCUUGCUCUCGGCUUCAUUCGCCCUCGCGGUCCUCUGCAUUAUCUUGGGGUUUUAUUUCACUUCCAAGCAGCCCGACAUGAGACCGGCGGAGUGGGGCCAUCUGAAGCGGGACCACAAACCGAAGAGCCUCAUGUCCAGUCAGGUACAGCACUUGGCGUCGCUCAUCGACUUCCAUCGCCUGUGGAAUGUGUUUCUGGUGCCAAUGCUGAUUGAGCGAUACCCAGGGUCCAAAGGCAUUGAAUUCGUCCGACAGCACAUCAGAGGCCACAUGGAGUUGCUGUCCGCUCGCUGGGCCUUGGAACUGGACACGUUCGAGGACAGGACGCCCUUCGGCAAGCGAACCUUCUCCAACAUGGUGGCGACCCUGGACCCCUCGGCCCGGCGCCGACUGGUCCUCGCCUGCCACUACGACUCCAAGUACUUCCCGGCCGACGACCGGGGGCGGGUGUAUGUGGGGGCCACUGAUUCGGCGGUGCCCUGUUCCAUGAUGCUGGAACUGGUGUCUUCGCUGGACAAGGAGCUGCUCAAACUGAAGGACAGGAGGCAGGACCUGACCCUUCAGCUGCUGUUCCUCGACGGGGAGGAGGCGCUGCUCAGCUGGAGCCCCACCGACUCCCUCUAUGGCUCCCGCCACCUGGCGGAGCGGAUGGCAAGGACGAGGCACCCAGAGGGCUCCUCCAGCACCACCCUGAUCGACUCUGUGGAUCUGUUUGUGCUCCUGGACCUCCUGGGUGGCAGCAAGCCGACGUUCCUGAACCACUUCCGGAACACUGCCCGCUGGUUCAGUCGGCUGGUUGGGAUCGAGAAGAGGCUCCACAGGCUGGGUCUGCUGCAGCUCCACCCCUUCGAGGUGACGUACUUCAAUGGCAACACCCACUACGCUCCCAUCGAGGACGACCACGUCCCGUUUCUGCGGAAGGGAGUCCCCAUCCUGCACCUCAUCGCAACCCCCUUUCCCUGGGUGUGGCAUACAAUGGAGGACACGUCCGAGAACCUGGACCCCCCCACAAUCGAGAACCUGUGCAAGAUCCUGAGCGUCUUUGUGGCGGAGUACCUGGGACUGUAACAGCGGAUAUUACCAGGCGGCGGACUUGGGACUCGGUCAGAGGAGGGGUCUUCACACUGGGGAGGGCCCGUCAGUGCAGCUGGAAUGCAGAGAAUCAACACUGAACUCUUGACAGUGCUCACUGUCUCACUGGGCACAGAAAGGCACGGCUUGUCCCACAACUGUGGAGAUAUGAGACAUUCGUACUUGACAAUUGAACGUGCCAACUCUCAGGUCUGUGUGUGUGAGUGUGCUUUCAUUCCCUGAGACCAUCGCGUGUCUCAUCUUGUCUCAGGUUCUUUGUCUUGUGUCUAUGAAAUCACAUUUUAACCCCCCUCUCUCUCUUCCCCCACACCCCUCUCUCUUCCCCCACACCCCUCUCUCUCUCUUCCCCCACACCUCUCUCUCUUCCCCCACACCCCUCUCUCUUCCCCCACACCCCUCUCUUCCCCCACACCCCCCUCUCUCUUCCCCCACACCCCCCUCUCUCUUCCCCCACACCCCCCUCUCUUCCCCCACACCCCCCUCUCUUCCCCCACACCCCCCCUCUCUCUUCCCCCACACCCCCUCUCUUCCCCCACA
Messenger RNA from Mobula hypostoma (lesser devil ray), 1803 nucleotides. Its product is annotated as glutaminyl-peptide cyclotransferase-like. The transcript has 7 exons. The record is from RefSeq and is a predicted model, not a curated record. The coding region runs from base 97 to 1242 and encodes 381 amino acids. Gene Ontology annotation, molecular function: zinc ion binding; glutaminyl-peptide cyclotransferase activity. NCBI's taxonomy places the organism in Eukaryota, Metazoa, Chordata, Chondrichthyes, Myliobatiformes, Myliobatidae.